CCUGUACGCAGUUGUCCUCGGACAUCUGUACCGUUGCUGGGUAAUUACGGCCGCAUCCCCGGGGCUCUUUUAAACUCCGUUGCUUGACUAACGGGUUUUCCGUUGGGAAAUCUGAGAACCCAAAGGGGGUGAGACGAAGAGUCUCACUUUUUGCAUCUUUCCUCUUUCUCUCACAUCCCUUUUUCGCUAAUUAUGCAGUUUCUUUGAUUCUAACUCCUCAACAAGGAGUUUGGGUAAUGUCGUUGUUGAUUCUUGCUCAGUGAUCGUCAGGGAUGUGAUUUGGAAUUGGGGAUGGUUACCCGAAACGCAGACUCUUCUCAGGGAGAUGGUGGUUUGCCCUCUCCUCCUCCCCCUCGGCCGGAGGCUGAUCAGCUGCCUUAUCAUUCUGGCAAUACUGUUUUUAAGAGCGGGCCACUUUUCAUUUCGUCAAAAGGAAUAGGAUGGACAUCAUGGAAGAAAAGAUGGUUUAUUUUAACUCGUUCAUCAUUGGUCUUCUUCAGAAGUGAUCCAAGUGUUGUUACUCAAAAAAGCAGUGAAGUGAAUCUUACCCUCGGUGGUAUUGACCUAAACAACUCAGGCAGUGUGGUUGUUAGAGCAGAUAAAAAACUCUUGACUGUGCUCUUCCCUGAUGGUCGUGAUGGGCGAACUUUCACACUCAAGGCUGAGACUUCAGAGGACCUACAUGAGUGGAAAAGUGCACUUGAGACUGCUUUGGAACAAGCACCAAGUGCGGCUCUUGUGAUGGGACAGAAUGGCAUCUUCAGGAAUGAGGCAGCUGAUUCAGUUGAUGGCACUUUGGAUCAGUGUAGAGAUAAACAGCAAUUGAGGUCCAUAGUUAUUGGUAGGCCAAUUUUACUUGCUUUGGAAGAUAUCGAUGGAACUCCGUCUUUCUUGGAAAAAGCCCUUAGCUUUCUAGAACAGUAUGGAGUCAAAGAAGAAGGUAUCUUGCGACAAGCUGCCGAUGUUGAUGACGUUGAACUUCGAGUUCGUGAAUAUGAGGAAGGAAAAAGUGAGUUCUCUCCAGAGGAGGAUGCACAUGUAAUUGCUGAUUGUGUUAAGCAUGUACUUCGGGAAUUACCUUCAUCCCCAGUUCCUGCAUCUUGCUGCAAUGCACUACUAGAAGCAUACCGAUCUGAUCGUGGUGUAAGAAUCAAAGCCAUGCGUGCAGCAAUAGCUGAAACUUUCCCAGAGCCAAAUUGCCGCUUGUUGCAAAGAAUACUUAAGAUGAUGCAAGCUGUGGCUUCUCACAAAGCUGAGAACAGGAUGAGCUUGCCAGCUGUAGCAGCUUGCAUGGCACCCUUACUUCUUCGUCCUCUUCUGGCUGGAGACUGUGAGCUUGGCAAUGAUUUUAAAAUGGGUGGGGAUGGUUCUGUUCAACUUCUGCAAGCUGCUGCUGCAGCUAACCAUGCUCAAGCCAUUGUAAUAACUCUACUAGAGGAGUACAGAAACAUAUUUCAGGAUGACCAGCUUCAGGAUGGUCCUUACUCUCCUGAAUCAUACUCUGCUUCAGAAGGGAGUUGCAGUGAGGAUGAUGAGGCCAGUGAUGAUGAUGAGUGCAAUUACUCGCAGCAUGAUCUUGAUGCAGAUACAGAAGAUGAUCCUGAACAUGUAUCAAGUGGAACUUGCAGUGAAAGCAGUGGAAAUGGAGGCAACAAUCUAGAUGAUUAUGAGGUUUCUGAAGGGUCUGACUCCGCUUACGAGUCUUAUGCAGUCAGUGAAGAUUCUGAUGCCAAUCAGGAGUCACCAAGUGAACAUCAGAGUUCAGUGCGUCAGGAUGCUGGUCUACAAAGCAAUAACAAUUUGAAGGUUGAAGAAAAUAUCAGUUCGGCAGUGUAUGCUACUGAGUCUUGUGAAUCUAUGGGAGACGUCCCUGCCUCAACAGUGGGAGAUAUCCCUGCCUCGACAACUUCAGUGCACCAAAAAACUGGUUACAAUCGGUCUUCAUCGAGUUCAAAAUCUACAAAUAAACAGGAUGGACCUGUGCCUUGUGCCAAACCUCGAACUGUUUGGGGGCGUACUGCUGCAAAGAAAAACCUUUCCACAGAAUCCAUUGACUCUCCAGGUGAAGACGAGGCUGUAAUUCUUAGGCUUGAGGUCGCUAAAAAUGACUUACAAAAUAGAAUUGCAGAGGAGGAAAAAGGGAAUGUGAUCCUGAAAGCAAGUCUGCAGAGACGAAAGAAGGCUUUGCAUGACCGUCGUUUGGCUCUUGAGAGAGAUGUAGCAAGACUACAGGAACAGUUGCAGAGAGAGAUGGAUUUGAGAGAAGCUUUGGAAGCUGGGCUUGGUAUCUCCCCUGGGCAUUUACCUUUCUUGGCCACUAUUGAUUGCACGAUAAAGGCAGAUCUCGAGGAAAUAGCUGUUGCAGAAGCAGAUGUUAUUAAUUUGAAUAAAAAAGUUGCUGAUCUCCAUGUGCAGCUUGACCAACAAUGUCAGAAAAACCAUGGGUCUGUAAAAGACUCACACAACCAGAAGCAACAAACACCAGAUCGUCAAGCAGUGCUGAAUGAUAAUCAACAGAAAGCUAUUGAAACUGCAGAACCUGCACACCCUCAUAAAAGGACAAAAAAUACUAGUUUGGAUGGAGCAGACAGUGUGAAUAUGAGGACGCAAGAAUGUCAAUCUUCAUCAAGCAAGCAAGCACCUCACAAGAAGCUUCUUGAUUCAAUAUAUGACAACCUUACCAAAUCUAAGGGGGUCCCUGCUACUUCAUCUGCUGUGCUGCCAGUGGUAGUUGAGCAUACUGCUUUGUCCAACUCCAAGAAGUCUGGCAAGAAGGAUGAGAAUACUAAAGUGGCUCUGGCGGACUAUGAGAAUUUUUUGGCACAAGAGCCACCAUCUUUAUCAAACAAGCAACCACCCAAGAAGCAGCAUCUAGGUUCUAAUAGACAAAGCAAUACUAGAUCUGAUCCACCAUCUUUAUCAACUAAGCAACCGUCUCAGAAGCAGCAGCUAGAUUCAACUAGUCAUAACAGCACUAAAUCUGCUGGAAUAUCUGCCGCUUCAUCUGCAGUGGAGCCUAUUGCUUCGUCUAACUCUAAGACAUCUGGUUCAAAGGUUGAGGGAACUGUCUCCACAUCUUCUGCACUGACAAAAUUGACAACCCGACUCAACUUCUUGAAAGAACGGCGCAACCAGAUCGUCAAUGAGCUUCAAAACCUAGACAAGGGUCGUGGAUCUGAGGGUCAAUCAGUCAGUGCUCCUCCGAGGAUGAAUUCCAGAUAAUGCAAACACACAUGGUGGACCAAAAAAUUGUGAUCUUUCUGUAUAUUCUUCCAGCCUCUGCAACUCUAUCCCUCAUGCCCUAUGUAAAUGAAUCUGCCUAUGUCUUGAUAGAUUUUACUAUUUGUUUAGCAAGGACAAGUGUAUGAGUAGGAUCACCUAUUUCUACUUUGGGGCUUGGCUAGGAACUUUAUAAGGUUGCUUCUCAUCAAGGGUGCCUGAGGUCGAGAGCAGAACAUAUAAUGAUCAUCUUUGUCAAUGGAGCAAAUUGAAUUAUUCAUUUCUCAUGUUCUUGACUCCCAAAAAGUGUAUGGGAAAGCUCAAAUAUAAAAUUCUAAGCAUUUAUGGUGAA
Molecule: messenger RNA, 3571 nt
Organism: Macadamia integrifolia
Lineage: Eukaryota; Viridiplantae; Streptophyta; Magnoliopsida; Proteales; Proteaceae
Product: rho GTPase-activating protein 7-like
Exons: 25
Coding region: 292-3222 (976 amino acids)
Biological process (GO): signal transduction
Source: RefSeq, a predicted model, not a curated record